Molecule: messenger RNA, 804 nt
Organism: Prorocentrum cordatum
Lineage: Eukaryota; Dinophyceae; Prorocentrales; Prorocentraceae
Source: the annotation of a GenBank genome assembly
GAGUUGGUGGGGAUCGCCGAUGAGGAGAAGCCUGCGCCUGUACCCAAGAAGGCCAAGGCGAAGGAUGUUGGCGAAGCGAAUGGCGACAAGAAGAUGGAUUUGUUGCGCACCAAGCUGGAUGCGCUCAAGAGAAAGGCUGAAGGAAAAGGCACCCAUGGCACGAGCUCAGAGAAACCCAGACUGGAGGAGGUCAUCGCUGGCCGCGUCGCUGGCAUGGAGGCCUCGAGCUCCCGGCCCAGCAAGAAGGAGGACAUCAGUGACGACGACGAGCCCGUGAAGGGCAAGGACCGCUCGGCGCUGCGGGCGCUCGCCGGGACACUGAAGAGCGCCUCCAAGGAUUCGGACAGCGACGACGAGGACGCGGAGCAUGGCGGAGACUCGUCGGUUUCGAAGCUCGUGGGCAAGAGGCUCGCGUUCAAGAAGAUGGCCAGGAAGCAUCCUGGCAUAACCACGGAGCGGGAGAUCAGGAACACGUUGGCGCUUCUCGAUGAGGGCGAAUUCGAGUCGGACGAUAAGAGCCUGCCCCCUGCGUGCACGCGAUUCUUGCUUCGUGUUUUCAAGCCCGAGCACCCGCUCAGAGAGGUCGGGGUGGGCAAGUGCAGGGAGAUGAGGACCCUCGCGGAGGCUAUGGGUUUGUUGCGGGGCAAGCCAGCCCAGGCCUUGGACUACCUGAUGAGCCGCUUCCGCACGAAUCAGAAGGAGCUGAAGGAUGGACACCCGCGUGCAUCUCGUUGGCUAGAGUUGAUUCCCCCGGAGACACAGGGCUGCAGCCUCAACGAGGACGACGAGGAGAUGGCGCUGGGC